Molecule: messenger RNA, 1359 nt
Organism: Ipomoea nil (Japanese morning glory)
Lineage: Eukaryota; Viridiplantae; Streptophyta; Magnoliopsida; Solanales; Convolvulaceae
Exons: 9
Coding region: 1-1359 (452 amino acids)
Source: RefSeq, a predicted model, not a curated record
AUGUCUGGCCCUUUCAUCCUUGGUGCUGAACUUCAUCCACAGCUUACUACGAAGGCGAUUAAGCUGCGUUGUGGUAUGUUCAUCCAUGUGCACAUACCUAAGGACAUUGUUUGCAAAUACAAGAAUGAAUUCAAGGAGGGGCAAGUUUAUGGGAUUAGGAAUUUCCUAUGUAUCACAAACUUUUUCAAAUACAAAACAAGCACUUUGCGUUAUAUGAUAAAGUUUAAGCAUGACACUCUGGUGAAGCAAUAUAAGCAUAUCAAUUUCCUGAAAACUAUGUUUCGGUUCAAGAGUUUCCCUGCUAUACUUUCAAAACAAGAUGUUGAUGAGAAAGUUUUAAUGGAUGUGAUUGGUAGAGUUGUGGAGAUUUAUUCCCCACUGGAGAAGGUAAUAGCUGGAAAAAAAAAAAAAAGAACUAGGUUGAUAGACUUUGUCCUUAAGGAUAUGAGUAAAAAUCCUAUUAAGUGCACACUUUGGGAUGACCAUGUGGAUCAACUUCUUCCUUAUUUCAACCAAGAUGUUGUUGAACCACUGAUACUUUUGAUCCAACUUUUCCGUGCAAAAUUUAUGGACAAUGGUGAAGUGCGCAUAUGCAGCUCUUUUGAUGCAAUGAGUGUACCUACGAAGCUUGGUGUUGGUUUUCCUAAUGGUAGUGGUACUUCCAAGGAAGUGUUGGUCAGUUCUAUUGAGGAGAUUUACAGUAAAAAACAUUUGGGGGAGUAUUGGGUAGCUGGUCGAAUUGUUGGUGUUGAGAGUCUAUGUGAUUGGUACUUUAUCUCUUGCAAGACUAAUUCUUACAAGAGAAAGCUGUCUGAGAGUCGAGGGAUGCUCUAUUGUGCUAGGUGUAAUAGCUAUUGGCAAGAAAGGAUUGUGAGGUAUAGAGUGAUAGUUCGUGUUGCUGAUGAAACUGAGGAUGCUCCUAUGCUCAUAUGGGAUCGGGAAUGUGCUGAUUUGGUUGGUAUAGCAGCUGCUGACUUAAAGGAGAAGUAUCUUGGGGGUAAUAACUCUAUUCCAAUGGAGCUAAGACGUUUGUGUGGGAUGUCUAUGCUAUUUCGGAUAGCUAUGAAGAAAGAUCAAGUAGAGAGUUAUUACCCUGCUUUCACUAUUCUACGUGUUUGUAGAGAUGAAGCAGUGCUUACACAACACUGCUCAGGUUUCUUAGCUUGCAACCAAUCUGAGAUCAUGUCAGCUGAUGGUGGUUUGGAUGUUAGUCAAGCCUGUGAGUGUGUUGGGCUGGAUGAAAUUCCUGCGGAUCUAGACGAUAGGGCUGUUGCUAUUCCUCUUAAGAGGUGCCUAAUGAAGGAUUUUGAUGCUAUUGGGAGCUCAAAGAAACCUAAGGUUGCUGACUUGCUGUUGUGA